AUGGAUAAAGUGAAUAAGGUGCACGACGAAACAACUUUGAGUGAUUUUGCUAUACACUCCGACGAUGCACUGCCAUCAACUUCUGUAACUCAUAAUGUACGAUCUCCAACCGAUGUCGUUUUCGUAUCUUCUCACUUGAACAGCUACCGGAAUAGGAUUGAUGCAAGUGUUGAUGAACAGCGAAAAUAUCGUCAAGUUCUAGCGGGUUUGAGCAAUAAGGUGAAGAAGUAUCGAAAGCGUACUGCGAAAUCGGUAGCUCAAUUGGCUCCAGAUGUCGAUACUAUUGGUGGUAUUUUGUCACGUCCACCUGAGAUGUUACGUGUUGGACCUGAUGGACUAAGUUCAAAUCCUCUACUGCCUUCAUCUUUCGCUGAUACCGGUUUUAAAACAAAACUGCCUGAUAGUUCCACAGAUAUGAUCAUUCAGCAAUUACGUAAUGAACAAAUAAGGAAUGACAGCUUAGAAGACCUAAAUGAUAUAUAUCGGGAACAAGCAAAAGUUGCCAUACGUUCGAAUCAGAGUUUGAAAGACGAACUCCUGAAAACUAAGGAAGAAUUAAUGAAGGUAACACAUGAAAGAGAAAUGGAACGAUGCUUGCUACGACAAAGCGAUGAAAAAAAAAAACGUGCAAUGGAUACCCAGUACCAGCAUAUGCUUGAAUUAUGGGUAUCUUUCAACAGACUUCGACGACAGGUUAGAGAUUUGAGAACGGAAACUGAAAGUGAUUUGGAUCGACAACGGACCGAAUUCAUACGCUGUGCAAAUAACAUGGAAGCACUUGUUUGCCAGGCUGAAAUGAAGCGGAAACGUGUCGCAUUUGAAAAAACAAAGGAUGAAGAUGCGAUGAAUGAUUUAUUGAAAAAAUAUGAAGAUGUGGCUGUUCGAACUAUUAAGCUGGAACACGAACUGAAUGAUUCCAAUCGUCGGGUUGCUUUCAUGGACGGUCUUGUCAAGAAAGCCAAUGAAGAACGUGAUGCUGCAAAGGAUUCAUUGAAAAAAAUUCAUUUAAUACCUGAGCUAGAUGAAAUACGCGGUCGACGAACCCGUUCUGUUAGUCCAGAUGAUUUCUUAGGCUAUUUUAAUACGAUUCGUUUGGUACGUGCAGCAUUGCAAGAUAAAAACAACGAAAUUAAAGAUUAUAAAAGAAAGUGUAACGAAUAUCAAGACAAAUUAUCUGAACGUGAAAAUCGACUAACUCGAAUGGAAGAAUCACGCAGAAAGAACGAUGAAGAAUUCGUGGAUCUUAAGAAAGAGAAUGAUAAAAUACGACGAGAUAAAGAAGAAAUUGAACGAAAAUUUCGACGUUUGAAUGAACGAUUUGAACGUUUAGAUACUGAGAAAAAUGAAACACAAAAAGCAAUUGAACAGCUUCAAAAUGAAAUUCAUUUACUUAAUAUCAAUCAUCAGGAAACGUUAAAUGAAAUGUUUAUAAAGCAACAAGAAGAAUUUGCUGAGCGUCGAAAAUAUUUUGAAGAUGAGUUGAAAGAACGCGAUACGGACAAUACCCAAAAACUGUUGUUUCUAAAGAAUGAACUUGAGAAGUACAAAAAUGAAGUGGACGAACUUCGAGAUCAACUUCGAAAUGCUCAAGCAGACUGUGAGGCAGAGCGUCGUCGAGUGGCUGAAAAAGAAAAUAUCGUCCUCGAACAUCAGUUAGCACUGCGAAAUUUACGCGAUGAAAACAGUGAUAUUAGGAUUGCGAGUGAUGCGAAAGAUAUACGUAUUGCGGAGUUGCAGCGACAUACUGAGGAUUUAAAAUUGGAAGCGAAACAAAAAGACGAAACUUUGGAUGAAAUUCGAAAUGAAAAAUCAGUUUUGGCGACCGAAAAUACUUCGUUAUUGGCGAAUAUCAGUGCAUUACGCGCUAAUAUGACCGAAAAUAAGAAUAUAUUGGAGCAAAAUGAGAAGGCUUUGGAAAAUGCUACCAUGAAAAUUUCUGAAAUUACGAAACAGCUAAAAGAUCGUGAUCAGAAAAUUUUGUUAUUGGAGAAAGCAGUGAUAGACUAUGAAAUCAAAGUUGAUUCGACAAAUGAACAGAUUCUUAAUACUAAGGUGGAACAGGCGAUGAGAAGAGAAGAACUGGAGCAAAAUGCUGCAAAGAUUAUAUCACUCAAUCAAGAAAAAACGAAACUUCUGAAAGAACGUUCAGAUUUGGAAAAUGAACUUGGUCGAGUAUCUAACGCUGCAGUUGAACUGGAAAAAAAGAUUAUAGAUCUAGAAAAAUGCAUUGAAAGUCAUGUUGCUCAAGAAACAAUGCUUCAUGAUGCUUUGGAGCAGUAUAAAGUGAAAGAGCAGGAAAUAUCACAGGCAUUGGCUAAAUCACAAUUCGAAAUAGCCAGACUGAAUGAAAUCAAUGAUAGAAUUAAAUCAGAGCAUAAUGCUGAACUGAAGCGUGUACAUCACGAAUAUAGAGAAAUAGAGAAAAAAGUUAUCAUCCAAAAGAAAACCGAAAUCGAGAAUUAUGAGGAUACAAUAUUUGCCCUGCGUGAAAAUAAGGAAUAUUUGGAGAAAUCGCUAGCUGGGACUGAAGAAAAAAUGAAAGAACUUUCUUUGCGAUAUGAAAAUGUAACAUUUGAAAAAGAAAAUUUGCGUACUCACUUGGACGAGGAAAAAGAAUGGUACGAAAAAGAAAUAAAUUCGUUGCGGCAACAACUGGAUGCUAUUAAAGAACAAUAUGUCGAGGAAAUUGCGGAAUGGGAAAAAAUUUGUACGGAGAAAGACAGUUCGUAUAAUUUGAAAGUAUUGAAAAUGGAGGAUGAUAUGAAAGUGUUAAAUGACAGACUCCAACGAAGUGAGGAAGCAGAGUCCAAUUUGAGACGUAAAAUGGUGGAUUUAAAUUUACUCAUUGAUCGCGAAAAAGAUACUGUUAAAUUGUCGCAAUCAGAAAUAAGCAAUAAAGAAGAAGAAAUGAAGUUAGAACUGGAGAAAAAAUUGGAUCAAGUACGCCGGAAAUGGGACGAAAAAAUAAAACUAAAAGAUGAUGAGCUUGUGAAAGCACGUUACAAUAUUGAAACUUUACAAACAAAAUGUUUGGAAUUAGAAAAGACGCUUCAUUCUGUUGAAAGUCGUCUAGACAAAAAAACAAAAGAUUUGUCAACAGCUGAAAAUGAAUUGAAACAGAUGGAAGAUCGAAUUGCAUUACGCAUGAAUGAAGAAGCUGCCUUCAAAAGUAUUCUUGCGGAUAAUAAACGAGAAAAAAAAGAUCUAAAAAUACAACGAGACGAGUUGAAAGUUUCAUUGCAAGGAGCCUAUACCCGAGCAGAAGGUGUAAUUUUGUUCCAAACACUUACUAAACCAUUACAAAUGAAAAGUAAUGAAGAGAUUUUGCGAAAAGAAAUUGGGAUGAUGAAAAGCAAAUUGCAAGAUGAGGAAAAGCAGGCACAGAAAUUAUCAAACGACAUGAAACAAUUAGAGAAUGAGAAUAAGAAACUUGAAGUGAUUCUAUCAGAGCGAACGAGUGAUUUAUCAAGCUUGACAGCUCUGCUCAAACAAUCGGAGAGCAUACAAAAGCAGACGAUAAAGGAGUUGGAAGAGGAAAAGCAAAAGAGCUAUGAAACUGGAAAAAAGAUAGCAGCUUUGCAAGCUGAAAAUGAAAAACUAUCAAGCGACCUAACCCAUACACGCAGUGUUUUGGAGCAAAAAAUUACAACAAAUCAGCAAGCAAUGGCUGAUAUCGUAAAGAACUAUAAGGCUGCAGAAAAAAGUCGCAUUGAAGCUAUACAUGAGAGGGAAAGUAUUGCUGACGAAUUGAACAACUUGAAAGAUCUAUUGGCUGCUGGAGAUGCGAAACGAGUGAACAUUGAAAAGACAUUAGCAGAAUCUGAAAUGUUGCGAAAAGAACUUGUAAAAAAAGUGGCACAUUUUGAAAAUAGCGCUAGGAGAGCGCUUAGUUUUGCAAAAGCUCGUAAUUUGUCAUCAUUUCGAUCAUGUGCUUCGGAAAUGAAUGCAAAAAUAAUAAAUCGAUUAGGUGAAGGAUCUCUGCGUCGUAGCAGUUCAGCAUCUUUUUCUCCUCACGUAUAUUUUGAUUUAAACUCUGAUGUCGAAUCGGUUAGUCUCGAAAGUUUAGAUAUAAGUUCAUCCGUUGAAAUAACAUUUCGGCAUUUGAAGGAUCGCAUUAACGAGCUUGAACAAGCCAAGGCUAACGAAGCAGCAACACUUAUUCGUUUGAAAGUUGAUAGAGAACGGAUAUCAAAAGAGAACCAAAAGAAUUUGGAUAAAAUUCAUUUAUUAGAACGCAAAAUAGUCGAUCUCGAAGAAGAUAAACGACUUUUGGAAUCACGUCUUUCAAAUUCAAGGCAGCUUCUAGUUUCACAGGAAGAAAGCCUUCGAGCCAGAGAAGUUGAACGCAAAGCAUUGAAAACUCGGGUAGUUAGCACUGAUCUUCAUAGUCGUGAUAGAGAAGCUCGUCUUUCUUCCCUAAAUAAACAAGUAGCAGCUUUGAAAAUCGAGUUAGCAACAGUGGAAGAUGAACGUAAAAAGUUAGAGAAAUUUCAAGUGAUGUGGGAGGAAGAGCGGUUGUUAUAUGAAUCGGCUUGUAAAGAUGCAGACAAGAAAGUGGAGCAGUAUCGGAUAGAUAUGAAGUCAGUAAUUUCUGCGAAAGAGAAAUUAGAAGAACGUUUGAAUGAAACGCAACAUUUGCUUGCAAGAACACAACAACAGUGUGAAGAAUUGGAAAAAGCGAAUAAGGAAUAUAAAAAUAUGCUUGAGCAAGCGAAGGUAGAUAAAGGCUUAGGAGAGGAUCGACGAAAACAGGAUGAUCACGCAAAGAUCAGUGACUCGGAUUUAUUGUCGAAAUUAAAUGUACUACAGCAUGAAUACGACAACUGUUUGUUUCGGUUACGAGCCAGCGACUUAGGAAAACAGUCUCUUAAUAAUUGUCGUUUCUAUAUUAGAAAUGAUCUGGAUGAAGCAAGAAAUCGGCAAAAGCAAACAUCUCAUAGAAUUGCCAGCAUGCAACAUAAAUUAGAAGAACUGCUUGCAGAAAAGAAUCGUUUGCAGGAGCGUUUGGGUAUCAUGGAAAAGCGAGAAAAAGAUAAUCAACAAAUGGAAAAGGAUAUGCGCAUAGAGUUGGAGAAAUUGCGAGCUGAAAAAAUCAUGCUUCUUGCGGAAAAUGAAGAAUUGAAACGACGUUUAAAUAAAGCUGAGGUGGAGCAUCGAGAAUUUGAUGCUUAUCGUGCACGUCUUGAAAGAGAACGCCUAGCUCUAAAACGAAACAUUGAAACAUUGGAGACUGAAAAACAACGGACCGAUGCAGCAAUCCGUCAAAUAACAUCCGAACGCCAGGCAUUGGACAAAUCGUUGACAACGAUGGAAAAAGAGAAUAUGGAAUUAUACAGAAAUUGCACUCAAUUACAAAAUCAAGUGGUUGUCCAACUGGAAAAAGAAAAUAGUUCAAACUUGGUUAAAGAAUCAGCGGCACAAUUAAGAGCUUUAGAAAAUAAGCUGAUGCAAGCUCAAUGUGAAAGGCAGCAAAUUGAGCAGUUACUUGAGCAGCGAGAAUUAGCAUGUUCGCAAAAGAUUAAAUUAUUGGAAUCAAAAAUAAUGGUUCUUAAAGAGCAAUUAGAUGCGGAACGAAAAAGACGACUGGAGGUCGUGGAGCGAAAAGCAGUUGUUCAACGAGAUCUACAAGAAUUGAGGUCAGACUUGGGUGCUUCUGUUUCAUCAGCACACCGGCUCUCAUUGCACCUCCCACGGGAACAUUACGAGCUAGCUGCUGAAGUACGAAUUCGAGCACAGAGUUUUAGCAACAACUCUUCCACCUAUUGA
Molecule: messenger RNA, 5766 nt
Organism: Acanthocheilonema viteae
Lineage: Eukaryota; Metazoa; Nematoda; Chromadorea; Rhabditida; Onchocercidae
Source: the annotation of a GenBank genome assembly